Rhipicephalus sanguineus (brown dog tick) is the source of this 4407-nucleotide messenger RNA. Its product is annotated as transmembrane protein 59. The record is from RefSeq and is a predicted model, not a curated record. Lineage: Eukaryota; Metazoa; Arthropoda; Arachnida; Ixodida; Ixodidae. The transcript is spliced from 6 exons. The coding region runs from base 204 to 1160 and encodes 318 amino acids.
CCGCACAGCCACAAACGAAUCUACAGCAGAGAGAGGCAAGCAAGCGCGGUGCGCUGUCGUGUAGGGCCUGGUAAUCGGAAGCGAGCGAACUGCACGCUUCUAUUGUUCCUGCGCUGCUCUUAGCGUUCGGUGCGUCGGCAUUCGAUCACGACAGAGCUGCACAGCACUGCUUUGAGCGCAGCGGCUACUACGAGUACGCGACGAUGCACGCAGCAGGAGGCCUAGUCGCGUUUGUGGCACUAGCCAUUGCGACGUGCAGCUGUGAACCGCUACGCAAGGGAGUCAACUCGGUGGAAGAAUACGAAAGCUGCGAGUCGCACUGCGAGCUGACCUACCCUGCGCACACCUACCCAAAGCCCGAGCAUCUGGACGCUUGCAAGAAAGGAUGUCGCAACUUCGUCGAAGCCGGCUUCCACGCCGUGACCCACGACAUGAACGCUACGCACGCUGCCUGCUUCAACGCCUGCACGGAGGCCUAUCCGAGCCAGCCUAGCUACUAUGCGUGCACCGAAGGAUGCGAUGAGCAGUUCAGGCACGUUAGCAAAAUGUCGGAGCACAAGAAGUCGUCCCACCUGCACCCGCUCAAGCUGCUCAUGCUGGUGCAGAAGAUGUACGAGACGGUGGUGGACCACGUGUGUCGCAUUAUCCGACGCACAUUCUAUGCCGUCUACGUGCAGAAGGACACUGGCCACCUGGUUGUAGUGCGUGGAGAGCUCACACCCAUCCGUAUCCUCGACCCCCAUGCUGGUGAGCCUGCGGAAGACAAGCCAGCCAAGCCAGCGUCGUCCACCAAGUCGGAGCAAGAGGCAGCUGCCGCCGAGACGUCGUCGACGGUGUCUGCAGCGGCCAGCUCCUCUUCUAGCUGGCUGGACUGCAUCUCUCGCCAGUCGGGCAUCCCCGAGUGGCUGCUCAUGAUGGUCCUGUUCCUCGUUGUGGUCACCAUGGUGUGGCUGUGCUGUGCCACCAUGGUAUCCUCUCCCAGCAGCAGCGUGACGUCAUCCACCUCGCCGCCACCUGCCUACUCGCACCACAAAAUGGGCGUCAGCGGAGACCUCGACUACCUGCUCAUCUACGACCCAUCCGAGCAGGUGAAGAUCCAGCCUCCUGUCGACCAGGAGGCACCACCGCUGCCAGUUAAGGUCCCGCUGAGCCAGAUCUAAGCCGAGCCAAGCCGAGGCCAAGCAAGCACCGCCACCAUUGCAGUUGCCGCCUCCUCACACACCUCACUUUUUCUUUCGUAUCUCUCUACUCACUUUCUUUUUUUUUAAUUCUGUAUCUCUGUUGCAUUGUCACGGACAGCAUUAGUCGAUGGACGUGUGUUUGGCCCUGUCGUCUGUGGACAGUGUUUGCGGAUUGAGUUGUUUUGGUUGUUCUACAGCUUGUUGGGCUCUUGAUAGCCACAUGUGAGAUGGGAGACAAGUGUGUUGUCACCUUUGUAGGAAAGUGCAAUGGCGUUUGCCUCCGUGCUUUUCUGCUGAUGAGUGAGAUUGUCGGUAGAGGCAGUGCUGUCUUUCUUUUUUCCUCUCUCUUUCUAGUGUAACGUUUUGUAUAAUCAUAUGCUUUCUAUUUACUUGAAUUUCUAGGUUCGACAACCGUGAAGGUGUAAAUGGAUGCCGUAGUGCAACAGAAGCAGUUUUAAAUAUUCCGCUGUAUCUCUGUUAGGGAUUUUCUCGUAGGGACUUUCUCUAGCAACUUAUCAUGGUUUUGCUCCAGCUCUUCUGCGUUGUUAAAUUUUCUGCGAGUUUAUGUAGGAUUCGCUCUUAUAUGCAACGGUAAAGCUAAGAUCCGCUUUACUGUCUACCGAAAGCCUUUUCUGUUUGCCUCUAAUUUGGAAAGUGCUGAUAUAAUUGAAACUUGUAUAGCUUAGCUUUAAAAAGAGUUGAGGCACAUGUUCGGAACAUCGGCUUACUUCACCAUAUACAUACACCUUCUAAACUUGCUAUAUUACAUGCUUCAUCAUAACUUGCUGUUUGCUUGCCUUUCAAACGUUUCUGCAAUUAAGAUUUUAUUAAAUGUUCUGCUGUGCCAUGAAUGUUUCCUUUGGCCAGUUGUGGCCUCUUAAGUGAAAAGAAAGAGGGGGGUGGUGUUGUUUUGGUUGUGUUGUUUUAAUUGCUCUGAUUAGAGCCUUAUAGUAUUUUACAUUUGUUAGAACUUUUACCUAAAACACUUCUCUAACACUGCUGAGAUUGGUGUGUAUCUUAAAUGCAAAAAGUAAGCAGCUUGUAUUCCUUUUUCUUUUUUUUUUUUUUGAUGUUUUGUCCCUUCCAAUCUACAUGCUGUUCUUGCUUUGUGUACUUUGCGUGUACAACGCAGGAUGGCUUUAUCGGAAAGCACAGAAAGAAAACCAAAAAUGGUCAGCCAUUUCAACAUGGAGACAUUGUGGAAGCUUACGAACUUUAGCUUAGUCUAUCGGCUCCUGGUCUUUUUGUCUAAGGCUCUGAAGUUACUUUUGAGCUUGCAUCCACAAGCUCCUGAUUUGAAUGUGUAGUGCUGUUUUUUUUUGUAGGCUGUUUUAGGAUGGUGCUUUGAUAUGGAACAGAACUCCUGAAGUGCGUGACUGUUUGUCUCCUGAAGCAGCCUGCAUUUUGUGCACAGCACCUAUGUCUGAAUUACUGGGUGCACGGCCAUGCUUGCAAAUUGCUCACUUUGCAAGCUGAAGCAGGCUGCAAGUGAUUUUUGUGAGUGAACUUUUUUUGCGUGCUGAACGUAUGCUCUGCGAAAACCCCGUCACUGAGGUUCAGCAUGACGGGCUGAUCACCGGUCUCAAAGACCGUCACUACACGAUCCACCUGAGGUAAAAGAAAGGACGAAAUUGCUUUCAUUCAUAUGUGCAAUAGGAUGUCGGCAGUGAGUGCUUUUUCCGAAAUGCGGAGGGCAGUCUAAUGUUGCUUCGAAUGCUGCUUGCAUUGCUUGCCUCACUGACAAAAUUGGGUUCUUCUCAUAGUGUAUCAUUCAACAUGAGGGGCUUCCUGUGCCCCCUAUGAGCUAUUUGCACACUUCUGAGCUCUCUUUCCCAAAUGAUAACUUCGCUCAUCUAGUCGUUGAAAAUUUUUUUGGUUUAAGAAGCAGAAUAAAAGGAAAGCUGUGGCCUCGCAAUACAGCGUGCACCUGCUCCUACGUCCUGUUGCGUUCAGCAGGCCUUUUCCCACUCGAAUGUUUUGAGCAAUUGUAGGUACCCACGUUGUGAUAUAUAUAUAUACACGUAUAGCAUUGUUACAUGCCUGGUUACACAUAUGCUGUGUGUUGUUCCCGCUCACAUUUUUGGAGAAGCUUGAUGACAACGCUGCUUCUCCUGUGUUCGUGUCUGCAUUAUCUUGUCUUUUUUUUCGUCAAUCUUGCACCAUUGUGGGACCUGGGCACAUGUAAAAGCGGAGGGCAAGGGUUUAUUGCACAUCACAUAAAGUAAAGCGUGUUCUGCACCCGAAAACAUGCACACUGUCGCAUGAAGUUAGAGAAUUUUUCACCUAGUCCAUCCAAGGUAUUGUGUGGGAAAGCAUUGUUGGUGUCUCUGAGGUGGAUUCACGUGAUGGACCAAGUGUGUGGGCAUAUCAGUGAUGUCGUCAAGACAAACCUGUAGUCUGCUGUCGGUUACGGAGUACUCUCCAUGCACGUAUAAUAGUAGUACUCUAAUACGGUGAGUGCUAAUGCGGAGUGUUUAGUGAUGGAGCCUCUGUAACUAAACAUCUCCGUAAGAAAGAUGCCUGAGAGUUCAGUGUACCAUUUGCAGCAGGCCAAAUCAGUGGUAGCCAGCAAGCUAAGAGUACACCAGUAGUAGUCAAACUGUGUUCAUGCUGUGCUAUUCAAUGUAACUAUGCUGUGUUCCACAUCAAAAGUUUGAUGAGGAAUAUUUCCGCAUCUUUGAAAGCCCAUGGUGACAGUUUCCAACCAGUUCAGUCAUUGGGUGCCUAACCUUUAUACGAUUGUUUCGUUAUGUGAAUCCACCUUUAGAUGUUGGAACACCGCACGUACAUGCAAACACACACACAUGCAAGCUCUCAUGCUGUUGCUUCAGUUAUGGAUGCACAGCACUGUUUACGCACGGGAUGGUUUCAAAAUUGGAAUGCUUCAGUUGCACGCAGUGUUGUUGGCUGCGUCAAUCUUCUGAUGCCCCAUUGCUAAUUGUUGGAAACUGCCGUCCCUGUGUCGCUUGCAAUUGGCUGGAAAUUUUUCUGUAAGUUGCUGUGUUACGUCAGUAGUGGCUGCCCAGUCCUUUUUACUUUAAAGCCAGUUGUCUUUCCACGCAAGAGCUCGUGUGCGUCGCGAGAACAUUUAGCCAUUGAUUCUGUAUAGUCGAGUAUUUUCUUGUUGAAGUACAAUCCUUAUUAAAGGGACUGUUUGUUUUACUCCUGCUCUUGUGAGCAGCACAUGUAAGCUCAUUGAUUGGUUAAUAAAAUUGGAUUUGGGUAU